Molecule: messenger RNA, 1443 nt
Organism: Saccoglossus kowalevskii
Lineage: Eukaryota; Metazoa; Hemichordata; Enteropneusta; Harrimaniidae
Product: ubiquitin-like modifier-activating enzyme 5
Biological process (GO): protein ufmylation
Cellular component (GO): cytosol; cytoplasm
Molecular function (GO): UFM1 activating enzyme activity
Source: RefSeq, a predicted model, not a curated record
ACGUUUACGUUGAACGUUCGUCAAUAAUUUGAUAUUUUAUUCGCCCAUCAACUUGGAAUACUUAAUUUAAAAUAUUGUCUUAGUAACCAUGUCAACAGUCGAAGAGCUCAAAGCAAGGAUCGAAGAGUUAGAAAAGGAGUUAGCAGAGGAGAAGUCGAAUAAGUCCGCUGGCGCCCAUCGCGUGAAGAUAGCCAAGAUGAGUGCGGAAGUGGUUGAUAGCAACCCUUAUAGUCGACUAAUGGCAUUAAAAAGAAUGGGAAUUGUAGAUAACUAUGAGCAUAUCAGAGAUUUGACAGUAGCUGUGGUUGGUAUCGGUGGUGUAGGUAGCGUAGCUGCAGAGAUGUUAACAAGAUGUGGCAUUGGCAAGUUGCUUUUAUUUGAUUAUGAUAAAGUUGAACUUGCAAAUAUGAAUAGAUUAUUUUUCCAACCACAUCAAGCUGGUAUGAGUAAAGUAGAAGCAGCAGAAGUAACACUUAGAGAUAUCAACCCUGAUGUUGAGUUUGAAGUUCAUAAUUAUGAUAUCACCAAAAUAGAUAAUUUCCAACAUUUUAUGAAAAGGAUAAGUAAUGGAAAUUUACAAGGUGAUGGCUGUGUGGACCUAAUUCUUAGUUGUGUUGAUAAUUUUGAAGCUAGAAUGGCUAUUAAUACUGCUUGUAAUGAACUUGGUCAGAAUUGGAUAGAAUCUGGAGUGAGUGAAAAUGCUGUAUCUGGUCAUAUACAAUUGAUAAAACCAGGAGAGACGGCGUGUUUUACAUGUGCUCCACCUCUUAUCGUAGCUGAGAACAUUGAUGAAAAAACUUUGAAGAGAGAUGGUGUUUGUGCAGCCAGUUUACCUACAACUAUGUGUGUAGUCGCUGGAUUACUUGUACAGAAUACACUGAAAUAUUUAUUAGGCUUUGGAUGUGUGAGUUGUUACCUAGGUUACAGUGCAUUGACAGAUUUCUUCCCAACAAUGUUGAUGAAACCCAAUCCACACUGUGAUGACAGUUUUUGUAUGAAACGACAGACAGAACACAAGGAAAAAGUUGCUGCUCAACCUAUAGAAGUUAAAUUAGAGAAAGAAGAAGAAAUUGUACAUGAAACAAAUGAAUUUGGUAUAGAAUUGGUGGAUGAAACCAUAGAAGAUACUGAUAUUAAAGAAAGCCAUUUACCACAGGGUCUAGUGUAUGCUUAUGAUGCACCAGAGACAAGCAAAAAGGAAACUGAAGAUGAAGUUGAUGAAACUGGGGAAAGUUUAGAGGAGUUAAUGGCUAAGAUGAAGACAAUGUAAAUUACUGGUCAUGUGACCAGUGCAAACAUCAUAUUUACAUGUUUAUUGAUCGCUGACCUAUUUUGAGAAGACUAUCAAAUCUCAAAUUUGCAAAAAAUGGAUUUAAUAUAUUUUCAAUAUUUGCAGCAAUUUGUGUUUAUAAAUAGUGUCAUCUUAAGAUACACAAUGAAGAG